Molecule: messenger RNA, 831 nt
Organism: Ziziphus jujuba (common jujube)
Lineage: Eukaryota; Viridiplantae; Streptophyta; Magnoliopsida; Rosales; Rhamnaceae
Product: glycine-rich cell wall structural protein 1.0-like
Exons: 3
Coding region: 1-831 (276 amino acids)
Source: RefSeq, a predicted model, not a curated record
AUGACGCGGAAGGAGCGUCAAAAGUUGAGGCCAUAUUCAGUUUUUAGUGGUGUUGUGGGAGUGGAGGUUUCCGUAGAGAUUGAAAUUGGCGGAGACAGAGACAACAAUAAUAAUACCGAUUUGGAAGCCGGGGAUGGCAAAACAGAAAUAUUGCAUAAUGAUCAGGCUAGUGAUGGAAAUAUGUACCAUUGGAUUAGCACUAAUACUUUAGAACAAGGAGGAGGAAAAGGGGAAGAAGGAGAUACUGGCGAGGGAGGAGGAGGAGGAGGAGGAGGAGGAGGGGAUUGUGGUGGCGGAGGAGUCAACUCCGGUCAUCAUGGCGAUGGCGCCGGAGGCCAUGGACAUGGAGGUGGAGGAAGAGGAGGAAGUGGUGCAAUUGAAAGUGGAGGUGAAGGUGGAGGAAGUAGUAAUGUUGAAAGUGGAAGUGGAGGAGGGGGUAGUACUUUUGACCAUGGAGGAGGACAUUCCGGUGGUGGAGGAGGAUAUUCCGGCGGAGGAGAUCAUUUUAGUGGCGGUGGAGGAGGAUAUUCCAGUGGAUAUUCCGACGGAGGAGGAUAUUCAAGUGGAGGUUACAGUGACAGUGGAGGCUUCAGCGGUGGCGGCGGGGGAGAUUAUUUUAGUGGCGGUGGAGGAGGGAGCAUGUGGUGGUGGAGUAGAUAUGGAGGAGGAGGUUAUGAUGGUGGAGCGGAUUAUGCCAUUGGAAUAGGAGGUUUCGGCGGUGGAGGCGAUUAUGGUGGUGAAGGGGGAGGAGGAGGUUUUGGUGGUGGAGGCGAUUAUGGUGGAGGAGGAGGAGGAGGAGGCGGUGGUGGUGGUGGUGGCAGCGCUUAUUGA